AUGGUCGUCAUCUUCGACUCUGCCCUUAGAGGAGAAACUUUUCGCCUUGGCAAUCAUGACCUGCCCCGACUCUUCAACGGGCUAUGGCAGUUGUCGAGCAAUUCGUGGGGAAGUGCUCCUGCCGCCAAGAUUCGCCGUCAGAUGGCCAUUUACGCGGAGAAUGGCUAUACGGCGUUUGGUAAGAUCAUAGAUGUCCUACAAGCGAUUGAACUUACUAUGACUUGUGUUAGAUAUGCGGACCACUACGGACCUGCUGAGAUUCUUUUCGGCGAAUUUAGAGAGAAGUGGUCAGAUCCUCAAGAGAUCUUCGGCGCCACCAAAUGGUGUGUUUUCAGGACCGUCGAACCCACGAGAGCGCUUGUCGAAGAGGCAGUGGACGAUCGACUUGCCCGUAUGCAGUCCCACCGUAUCGAUUUGCUUCAGUUCCAUUGGCAGGACUACGACGACACCCGCUACCUCAAAGCGCUGCAUCACCUAAAGGAUUUGCAAGGCGAAGGGAAGAUUGGGCUGAUUGGCUUGUGCAACUUCAACAGCGCAGUCAUGGACGAAAUCUGUACGGAGCUGGGCUCGGGUACGAUUGUCUCCAACCAAGUCCAGUUCUCGCUUAUCGACGUUCGUCCGCUCUAUGCCAUGGCGGAAGUGUGCAACCGGCAUAACGUCAAGUUACUGACAUACGGCACUCUGUGCGGCGGUUUCCUCGCCGAUGCUUGGCUUGGCAAGGAAGAGCCAGACCUAUACUCUGGAUCGCUGACACCGUCUCAGCGCAAGUACUUGGAUAUGAUUACUCGAGCGUGGGGCUCUUGGUCGCUCUUCCAGGAUCUUUUGAAGGAGCUCCGUGCUAUCGCUGACAAAUAUGAUGGGAUGAGCAUCGCCAACGUGGCUACCCGCUGGGUACUCGACCACCCCUUCGUCGGGGCAGUUAUCAUCGGUGUGAGGAUGGGAGUUUCGGAACAUACAGACGACAAUCAGAAAGUCUACAGCUUCCGCCUCGACGGGGACGACAGAGUGAAAAUCGAAGCAGUACUUGCGCGUUCAAAUGGAGCACAACUGAUUAAAAGUAUCGGCGACUGCGGAGCCGAGUAUCGCUAGAAUCCACGGCUGCCCGGUCAUUGCUUGCUCAGUCGAAUGUACGCUAGUAUUGUAUAGAUGUGUCCAGUUUGUUCCUCC
Dichomitus squalens LYAD-421 SS1 is the source of this 1167-nucleotide messenger RNA. RefSeq names its product aldo/keto reductase. The coding region runs from base 1 to 1089 and encodes 362 amino acids. NCBI's taxonomy places the organism in Eukaryota, Fungi, Basidiomycota, Agaricomycetes, Polyporales, Polyporaceae. The record is from RefSeq and is a predicted model, not a curated record. The transcript is spliced from 8 exons.